AUGUUCUUCUCGACGUUGAAGCGUAUGCCGAUUCGACCGCUGAAUCGUGUGACACUCUUGGGCGCGCUGCAUGACGUGCAGACGGGCUUUCUCGACCAAUCUAGCGUCUUUCAGUUUGUGCUGACUUGCUCUUUUCUUGACCUGCAGGCGGCUACUGACGCGAAGAAGCCAGCAGCAGUGAACCCUAGCGUUUCGGUAGCGCUGGGGGUGGCUGCAGGAGAGCAGCAGAAGCAGCAGGCGGCGAAGGAACAGUACACUGUCCGCUGCCUGGGUGACGAGGCGUACACAGAUGCCCUGAGGGGCGCGCUUGAGGAGGGUUGCAUUGUGCAGGUUGUUGGACGCCUAAAGACCAUCGAGACGAUGGACGGCAGCAAGAAACAAUUGUUUCCUUUCAUCAUCGUCGAGCAGGGGCGGUGGAGCAACGUCUCGCUGAUCCACUCCCCGCGAAAGCAGCGGCGUGAUUGGCAGCUCCAAAGCGCAUUAGCUGUGGCAACCCCACCGAGGUAG
Trypanosoma grayi is the source of this 507-nucleotide messenger RNA. Its product is annotated as RNA-editing complex protein. The transcript has a single exon. The record is from RefSeq and is a predicted model, not a curated record. NCBI's taxonomy places the organism in Eukaryota, Euglenozoa, Kinetoplastea, Trypanosomatida, Trypanosomatidae. Bases 1 to 507 code for a protein of 168 amino acids.